CAACACAAAGAAGCAGAAAAAGAGGAAGCAAAGAAGACUCCUGUCAGCUUUCCCACAGCUGGAAGUGGAAACGCUUUAUUUUAUUUUAUUUUAUUUUUUCCCCCAGGAAUGUGAGCUGCAGUUUGACAGAAACGUCCGCCAGGAAAUGGACGAGAUUCGUCCAUUAUUGGACCACCAGCCCCAGGAUGGCCCUGAACUUCUGUCUCCAAACCUGAGGCCAAGACACCAGGAGCUGAUACCCACGCCAUGUGGUCCGAUAAAGGCUUGGUCUGAGCUCUCCUGUCAGCUGAAGCUCUACUUCUGCUUCACCAUAGCAUCUUUGUUGGCGCUGCUCGGCCUCACGCUGGCCAACAUCUACGAUGAACGCACCGCCACAGACGUUUGUGACAAGGAUGACUUUACUGUGUCCCUCAUCCAGAUGGUCGGAAUCUUGUUCUGCAUCUACUACAUCAGCCGCGGCGUCCUGCAGGAGAACAGACAGGAGCUGGUGGUCUUCAUGCUCACUGUGCUCGUUGUCAUGGUUCGAUCUGUGGUCAACUUCACUGUGCUUUCGGCCCAGGGCAAGCAGGAGCUGAUGGCCCGAUUUGUGUGCAUCAUGGGUCUGGGCACGGUUCACGUCUUCUGCACCGUGCUCCUCAUUCAGAGGCCCAACAUGAUGGCCUUCCGUGUGGGCGGUGCUCUGGAGAGCCUUCAGGAGCAGUACUUCUUGCUCAACCUGUGCUUCUCGAUGGUGACCUUUGACCUGCAAGCUCAGGUAAGGAAGGAUUUCUUUAAUGUUUACACGUCUUUGCAUCUCUGGUUCUGCCAGGGUACGUGAACCCUGGUCCUCGAC
This is a messenger RNA of Thalassophryne amazonica, 832 nucleotides long. RefSeq lists its product as uncharacterized. The transcript has 5 exons. The record is from RefSeq and is a predicted model, not a curated record. NCBI's taxonomy places the organism in Eukaryota, Metazoa, Chordata, Actinopteri, Batrachoidiformes, Batrachoididae. The coding region runs from base 146 to 817 and encodes 223 amino acids.